This is a messenger RNA of Melospiza georgiana, 999 nucleotides long. It is a transcript of the gene PLA2G10, whose product is annotated as phospholipase A2 group X. The coding region runs from base 86 to 565 and encodes 159 amino acids. Gene Ontology annotation, biological process: lipid catabolic process; phospholipid metabolic process; arachidonate secretion. The transcript has 4 exons. Gene Ontology annotation, molecular function: calcium ion binding; phospholipid binding. The record is from RefSeq and is a predicted model, not a curated record. NCBI's taxonomy places the organism in Eukaryota, Metazoa, Chordata, Aves, Passeriformes, Passerellidae.
CCGCCGGGCUGCGGCUCACACCUACACACUGCGCCGCCGAGCACAGCGCCGCUGCCGGGACCCGCGCCCCCGCCCGUCGCUGCCCAUGGCGCCGCUGCCCCCGCUCCUGCUGCUGCUGCUGCUGCCCGCGGCCGUUUCCAAGGGCACCGUUGAAGGCCGUGUGAGAAGCCGCAGGGGAAUCCUGGAGCUGGCCGGAGCCAUCAGGUGCAGCACGGGCCGCUCGCCCUUCGCCUACCUGCGCUACGGCUGCUACUGCGGCCUGGGGGGAAAGGGAUGGCCCAUGGACAGAGUGGACUGGUGCUGCUUUAACCACGACUGCUGCUAUGGGAGGGCAGAACAAGCAGGGUGCCAGCCCAAGACUGAAAGUUACCACUGGGAAUGCAAAGACAAUUCUGCUGUGUGUGACUCACUAGAAGACAAAUGUCAAAAAAUGGCAUGUGAAUGUGACCGUGAAGCUGCCAAAUGUUUUUCUAAAGCUCCCUACCACAGAAAAUACCUUUUGUGGCCAGACUUUUUGUGUGGUGAGAUUCAGCCUUUGUGUAGGUAUCAGAUACAUGACUCUUGAAUAUAUUUAAAUCUAAAAUGACUUUUUUUUUGGCCACAGUAAUGACAAGAAAUUAUUUUCCCCUUUCUUGAUACUCCUUCAUUCCAUCUCAGCCUCUCCACCUCAAAAUGGGCAAAGUAAACAUUUUUCCUGUUAUUUACUUUCUUCCAUGCACUUAUUAUUGACUAAAUAGAAAUCUGAGUUUAUCAGCUUAAGGAGUAACUGACAAUGUUAAUUUUUGUUUAAUUCAAAUUCACAGAUUUUUCAGAUUGAUAAUAUCAUUCACUAUGAACUUUUUAUCCCCCCCUCCACUGGUUAUAAGAUACAAAUCAAACUUCUCCACUAACAAAUCUUAGCAUUUGUUAACUUUGAACAGACUGGAAAAAGUUCAUGAAGUGACAGUGUCAGCACAAAGAGCCCUCUCAUCUACAUUAAACACUUAAUACAAAGCCUAA